Messenger RNA from Porites lobata, 4061 nucleotides. The record is from the annotation of a GenBank genome assembly. Lineage: Eukaryota; Metazoa; Cnidaria; Anthozoa; Scleractinia; Poritidae.
AUGUCUAACGAAGUUUUGCAUAAGCAAAGCUUAAAGAGAAAGCGUCAAUCGUCCAGUAAAACUGAACGAAAACGCCCACGCUUAGCUGAAGAGAAAACUCCCAGCUCAAAGACUCACAAUUGUGAGGACACGCCGUGUCUGGAUGUUAAGACACAGAAGACAACCAAACGAGUAAGUCUUUAUAUCAAAGAAUUAAAGAGUCGUCAAGGAAUUACCACUGUUUGCUGAAAUCUGGAAAAUUUCAAAACACUUCUGAAACACUCAUUAUUUUAGUCUGAAACUUAAAGAUUUUCUUCAGUUUUCCUGUACAUGCAUGGGAGCGGUUUUAAGUUUGUAAGAAAAUGUCUUUCGCUCUCUUGGUGUUUUUUUACUUGUCGGAUACCUUGAAAAAUUCAUUUAACUGCUACAAUUAGGCUAUUUUUGAAAGUAAUGAAUAUGAUAUUCUUACAAUCAGUUUUUCUGUAUCUCUGAGCCCAUGUCGUUUCUCUACACAGGUCUGUUUCAGUGAGACGAGACCCAAUGUGAGCCUGAAAAAGAACAGGUAACGAUUUUCGCUUAAGAAUCAAUAUUUCAUCGAAUACUUUCCUUGACUUUCUUCAACAUUCUAAUUGCUGUCGUUUUCUUGCAGGCAAAGCUCGAGAAAGGCCUGGAGCGAGACAGCAAAAGAUUUGGUCGACAAGCAAAAUGUUUCCAAAGAAAAACUUUGCCUCGACCCUAAAGUAAGUGCCAGUAUAUUUUGUCACAAGCAAAACUGUCCACUUUGCUGUUUUUUUAUUAUUAUUAUUUAAAACUGGUCAUGUUGUAUAAAGUGAACCAGUGGAACGAAGAUUCAGACAGCUCCAAGCUCCAACAAUUCCUUUGACUUCCCGUUGUUGUCUAGUUGAGCGAAGCUAUAAGCAGUAACAAAACUACAAGAGAAUAUAAAGACAAAAUUCUUUUCCUUGUAAUCGCUACAACUGUUGAUGACUUAAAGUUUAAUAGGCGUAUGAGUUUUGUGAAAAGCUAAACUUUGUCUCUUUGGCCAUUAACCGAAGGUGGUGAUUAAUAUAAAGCGGGACGGGAAGUUUCUAUGAGACAGGGCUUCUGAUAGGUCGCGGAAGAAAAAGUCAAAUUUCGCGCGAUUUUUAGGGACAAAUUCGCGGAAAAAUCGGCCGAUUUCUCGGGAAUUUCGAGGGAGUUUUCGGGGCAAACUUCACCAAAAAGCAAUCUUGAAUUCGAACAAUUGAUCACGAUAGGCAACAUUAGUUCGUUAUCCAAUGAAUUAUUUUGCUCAUUUUUGCACUUCAGAAUUGUAAUGACUUUUUCCCUUUUAAUUUAGGUAAAAAACUGGUUUAAUAAAGCAGAACAAGAAACAUGGACCUAUUCUUCCACCUCAAGUGGCUCAGGUUUAUUCGACGCUGAAGGAGAAAAAACUAAUCACUCAGAAUUUAUCAGGAAAAUCAGCUCAGACCGUAAGUAAAAUAUCAGCGAAAAAAGAAGAAUUAACGAAAUAACUACGAUAUCCGGCCCUUAAAUAACUUGCUGUUAUUCUUUGUCACCAUCUUCGAACGGAAUUUAGAACUAUUACACGCCACGAUUGUUACGCUCGAUCUCCAGAACGUCACUGUAAAGUCAGUAAAAAUUCUGAGAAGUAAUCCUUUCAAUUUUGUCUUCCAGAUCGUUUUGCUAGAUAUGUAAUGGGAGAUCUGAUCGGUUAUGGCUCCUUUGGCCUCGUUGUCGCCGCCACUCGAAAAACAGAUGGAGCACCGGUAUGAAAAUAAAUCCGCACCCGCUUUAACUUUCAGUUGUAAACACCUAUUUAUCCUCGAAUUCAAGUACGUGGUCUUUUUUCCUUAGUGUAAGUCGCCCAAAAAUCAGCCCGCCUGUGAAAUUGCUUACCGCCUAUUUCAUGCACCUGCAUUUUUUAUGAGGCCGGAAUUAGCCACUUCACUGGCAAUUGACAAGGAUUUUGUCAGAGAAUACAGGCCCAAGUAAAGAGAAACUAUAAGAAUCUUAAAAAGAGGUCAAGGUAUUACUGUCGACAACCGACCGCAGUUUCAACAAUCAAAUUCGUAAACAUAAUUAUUAUGAGGGAUUUUCACAAAUCUAUUAGAACUUGCUGGUGUCUCUUCGUUCUCUUACCAAUUGCGAAAAAACUUUCGAAAAGUUUGAUCCAAAAUAUAAAACCUCAAACCUUGCGAAAUCAAAAGGAUGCUGACUUGCCGUAAAUUUUAUACAAUUUUUGCGCACGCGUUUUGGAAUUUAGAAACGUUGGUUUUUAGGAGGCGGGAUAACCGGAGUACCCGGAGAAAAAUUGACAUCUUAGAGCAGAGAAAAGAGGCAGAGAACAGAUUCGAGCCCGGGCCAGUCCACAUUGCAGUGCCAACUGUUCUUCUUGCUCCCCAAACUUAUAUUGCCUUAAUCAUACAUAUUAUUAUAUUAUCUGUCUGGGUGUCUUAUGAUCUUUGAUAACAAGAAAGUUUUACGAUAAUUUCUUUUUUUCCUGUGCUUCAGGUCGCAAUAAAGUUCGUUUCAAAGGAGUCUGUUCACGAGUUUAAAGUGGUGAGUUUUACACUGCACAAGUUUGGGCAGUUAAAUGGAACGAGAUAUCAUGAUAAUGGCUACACUGGAAAAUUUGGAAGAGGAACGGGAAAACCCCUUGGCAUUUUCUAUUACCGAACCGUAGUCCCAGAAGCACUUGAUUUUUCGCAUCUUGUAAUUACAAUAAGUUAUCUGAUACAAAAGACAAGGCUGAGAAGUACAAUGUGUCCUUCACUUGAAAACAAGCGACUACAAAUAUUUUUCAUGUCCUGAUAAGCGCCAUUUGUUAGAUCCAAACAAAAUAGUCCUUCGGUAGCAAAACUAGACCUUAAAUUUACACUGUAACAAUUUUCCUUCAAACUGGGUCACGUUAAGAAAACUAAUCCAGCAGUUUAAAGAAACUAAAGCUAACCAUUUCCUGUUCUCUAUGCAGAUUAAUGGCAGACCAGUUCCAGCUGAGGCCUAUCUUCAAAACAAGACACGCCACCGUUACGUGAUCAGGAUGUACGAACUUUUUACAACGAACGAACACUACGUUUAUGUGAUGGAAAGACCAGAAAUUUGCAAAGACUUGUUUGACAUCCUUCAUGUCAGGGCGACACUGACAGAGAACGAAGCGAGAAGGUACUUCUCUCAGAUCUUGAAGGCUAAUAUUUGCUGCGAGGAAAAUGGCGUCCUCCAUAGAGAUCUUAAACCAGAAAACAUCCUGGUUGAUAUGCUCCAUGACGAAGCUAAGCUCAUUGAUUUUGGGUUGGCUUCUGAAGUCCAAGAGGAACCUUUCCUGAAAUUUAGAGGUAUGAAUAAGCUUUCUUAAAUGCAUUCCAGCCUUAAGGUACGGGAAAAAGGGCAACAAAAAAAGUGCAACUUGUUUUGUGACUUGGCUGCAAAACGAGUUGAAUGGCAAUGUUGUUCGUUUCAUCACCCACGAAAAAAAAAACGUGGAAAAACUGGGAACCUUAGCUGCAAGACAGGCUCGAAUGUGGGUCGGUUAAAACACGUCACAUCGCUAUUUAACUUGUUUUGAAGCAAUGUUGCAAAACAAGUUGCACGUUUUUUGUUGCCGGUUUUACUGUAGCUUAACACGUUGUCUCAUGACUUAUGAGUGUAAGCUUGAGAGAAAAAUAUGCGGAUUAAGGUAGACGAAUUGAGCCAACAAGAAAACAGCACGAAUGUUUUGUUAUUUUUCACUCUUUAGGCCAGUCAAUCAGAAUACUGAAUACUGAAAUAAUUUUACCUAAUCGUUGCUUUAAUAUUAUGAUAACUCUUAAUGUGGUGAAACAUAACUGAAACCAACGUUUAGCGACGCAUAAAAAUGGUAAAAAACUUUUUCAUUUGCUGAUUGUUUAGGUACCAAAGCUUACACACCACCCGAGUACUUUAGUACAGGGAAGUAUGACGGAUGUCAAGGAACAGUGUGGCAACUGGGAAUUUUGUUGGUUGAGAUGUUAUCUCCAGUCAUGGCGUUUGAUAAACCUGAGCAAGCUCUAACAGUGUCACCUAGAAUCCCUGAAAAUCUCUCGCCAGGUCAGUAUGUAAUGUAA